Cyprinodon tularosa is the source of this 2331-nucleotide messenger RNA. It is a transcript of the gene lacc1, whose product is annotated as laccase (multicopper oxidoreductase) domain containing 1. The coding region runs from base 147 to 1400 and encodes 417 amino acids. The record is from RefSeq and is a predicted model, not a curated record. Gene Ontology annotation, molecular function: copper ion binding. The transcript is spliced from 5 exons. NCBI's taxonomy places the organism in Eukaryota, Metazoa, Chordata, Actinopteri, Cyprinodontiformes, Cyprinodontidae.
GUUUGGGCUUUCCAGUCUGGGCGGAGCGAGGCUGUGCAGGAAGUCGUGUGCAAGCAGCUGUACUUUCUCCGCCGGUGAUCAUGUUCCUUCUGCAGCGACAUAAAGCGGAGCUGCUCUGAACUCCGAACAGUUUCUCACUGUGAGCGAUGGCGGUUCUAGUGGAUCUGACCCACAGCUGCAGACCCGGAGCCUCCCUGCUGCAGGAGGCGGACUCGCAUGUCUUUCUGCUGUAUGGGACAGCCAGCCGACCUGGACCCGGCUGCUCGCUCCCGUCCGUCGGCUGCUCCGGGAGCGCGCACAUCCUGGACUCUGGAUCCAUGGCGGAGCGUCUUUACCGACUGAAGCGAACCUUGGAUGAACUGGACCUGAGCUCCAUCACAGUGCUGACCAGCUGCCGGGGCAGAGAGGUGCUGGUUCGGUAUCAGGAGAUGCUCUUUACCGCAGUUUAUAGCUUUGAUUACAGAGUGACGGACGAGCCUACCUGUUCGGAGUGCAGAGGCUCCGCCCACACGGACUCACCUGAGCCGGAAGUGUCCGCCUUCCUGCAGCAGCUGCCCGCUCUGAAGGGACACAUCAGGACCCUGAGGUCCACAUUGAUUCCAGACUGCUUUGGUCACGGCUUCAGCACCCGUUCAGGUGGAGUCUCCUACAUCCCAACCCUGUCCUCCUUAAAUCUCUUCUGCAGCAGUAAGAGGAGGGACCCAACGGCUGUUGUGGCAGAAAACAGGCGCCGGCUCGCCGUUCAUGCUGGGUUUCAUCCUCUUCCUCUACGUCUGGUCAAGGUGAACCAUGCCAACGACGUGCUGGUUCUGGGGAACCCGGAGCCAGAAAGCUACGACUCCAUGGUGACCAAUCAGAGAGGGGUUGUUCUGGCGGCUCCAGGAGCCGACUGCAUGCCCAUCCUGUUUGCUGAUCCAGUCAAGAAGGUCAUUGGGGCGGCUCAUGCAGGUUGGAGAGGGACUGUGAUGGGCGUUGCCCCAGCAACUGUAAGUGCCAUGGUAACACAUUUUGGUUGUCGGCACAGCGACAUUGUGGUGGCGGUGGGGCCAUCUGUGGGGGUGUGCUGCUUCGUGCUGGACAAAGAGCAGGCGGCAGACUUUAUCACCCUGCAUCCAGACUGCGUACCUGAUCCAGAGUCAGCCAAACCGCACGUGGACAUCCGCCUCGCCAACAGAGUUCUCCUGGAGAAAUGUGGCAUCCUCCCAGAGAACAUCCAUGAAAACAUGGUGGCGGACCGGCCCUCUGUGACGCCCUGUACCUCCUGCAAUCCAGACGACUUCUUCUCCCACGUCAGAGACGGGGUCAACUUUGGCACUCAAGUGGGCUUUUUGUGGAUCAAAGAGACCAAAGGACAGGAUGGAGAUCCAGGGAGUCAGACAAUCGGAAAGGAAGGAUCCUAAACAAACAAAAACACUGCAGCCGCAGUCUCCUUUGACUCUAACAUGAUGGAUUCAUGUUUCAGUAGCGAGUAAAGGGAAUCUGACUUUAUCCUUUGAAAACCUGCAGAGCAGGAAAACCCAGUAACCUUGGCCAGGCUUUGUUGCCAUGAAUUGUUGGUAACAUCAGAGCAGUUUGGCUUAGAAGGCUGCUUCUUCUGGUCUGAUUUUGAAUCUAACCACAGAAAACUUUACAGCUGCUUGUUGAACCAUUUUGCCAAAAAAUCCAAAUGAAGUUUUUUUUUUCUAGCCAUUAUUGUGGCUUAUAUUUAGAGUUUCCUUUGCCAGCAACAAGCAUAUAAAUGUGUCCCUCCAUUGUUUCAGUUUUCAUGAUUCUGAAAGCUUGCUGGUCCAGCGUCCAUCGCUCCACUUAGUUACUAUUACAGUUGUGUCGAAAAGUUCAACCUACUGACAUAUUGGCAUCUGCAGCUCUCUCACUGCUGCCUUAGGACGGAAAGUCACUAGAUCAUGUUAUCGCUUUCAAUUUGUCAUCAUCAUAUCCUCAAUUUGUGCAGGGUUUAUACAGGAAUGAGUAACUCUAAUUAAUGCUUUUUAAUGCACUUAGAAAUAAUUUUAAUGCCAUCAUCAAGUACCCAUGACUCUAUCUAUCUAUCUAUCUAUCUAUCUAUCUAUCUAUCUAUCUUUUAAAACCAGGGCAAAAUCCUUCGUCUUCUUCACCGUCUACAGGCUGCAGCCAUGUCCCGAAUUCCAUGUUUUCCAGCCACGUGCUUUUUCCCGUUCUCCAGCUUUUUCUCAGGCUCGUGCUUCUUUUCUGAACAUACAGGUUUACGAUCAACUGGAAGCACUUCCUUACAAACACCUGAAACUGUUAUAUCUGAUAUUGAUGUCAUUUUUAUGAACAAUUGUUUUUUUAAAUAAAGUAUUUUAAAUGCCA